Messenger RNA from Colletotrichum higginsianum IMI 349063, 855 nucleotides. Its product is annotated as Short chain dehydrogenase. The transcript has 2 exons. The record is from RefSeq and is a predicted model, not a curated record. Lineage: Eukaryota; Fungi; Ascomycota; Sordariomycetes; Glomerellales; Glomerellaceae. Gene Ontology annotation, molecular function: oxidoreductase activity, acting on the CH-OH group of donors, NAD or NADP as acceptor. Bases 1 to 855 code for a protein of 284 amino acids.
AUGGCUCCUUUCAGGGUUUUCGAGGGCAAGCUUGCCAUUAUUACUGGCGCCUCGCGAAGCUUCGGCGCCGUCGUCGCUGAGCACUUCGCCAGCAGAGGCGCCAACGUCGUCAUCAACUACGCCACCGACGGGUCGACGGAGACGGCAAAGGCCCUCGCCAAGGACUUCGAGGCCAAGUACAACGUCAGGGCCCUGGCCGUCAAGGCCGACCUGAGCAAGCCUGAGGCUCCCCAGCAGCUCGUCGACGCCGCGAAGGCUCACUUCACCGACGCCAACGGCCGCUUCCAGAUCGACAUCCUCAUCAACAACGCCGCCACGGUCAACGCCCAGGGCAUCGACCAGCUGGACCUCGACCUCUUCGACGCCACCUUCAACCUGAACUGCAAGGCGCCCGCCCUGCUCGUCAAGGCCUCCUUCCCCUACCUGCCCACCGACCGCUCCGGCCGCAUCGUCAACAUCUCCAGCGCCACCACCACUUGGGGCGUCUGGUGGCAGACGUCGUACGCCGGCACCAAGGGCGCCAUCGAGGCCAUGACCCGCGUCUGGGCCCGCGAGCUUGCCGAGAGGGCGACGGUCAACGCCGUCGCCCCCGGUCCCAUGGACACGGGGCUGUACUCCAGCCUGCCCGACGAGCCCCGCGAGGCUCUCCGGCCGCUGAACAUCCUCACGCCCCUCGCCAAGGCCAGGCCCGGCGUCGACAGCCAGGAGGUGCUCGACCUGGCCCAGAGCAUCGGCGGCCGCCCCGGCUACCUCGAGGAGGUCGCCGGCGUUGUGGGAGUCUGCUGCUUGCCGGAGAGCGGAUGGAUGACGGGCAACCUUGUCGGUGCCAGCGGAGGCGGCGCUUUCGUUCGUUAA